Molecule: messenger RNA, 1109 nt
Organism: Opisthorchis viverrini
Lineage: Eukaryota; Metazoa; Platyhelminthes; Trematoda; Opisthorchiida; Opisthorchiidae
Exons: 8
Coding region: 47-916 (289 amino acids)
Biological process (GO): metabolite repair
Molecular function (GO): ATP-dependent NAD(P)H-hydrate dehydratase activity
Source: RefSeq, a predicted model, not a curated record
AUUUGCCUAUUUUCACAAUUACUCAGUAGUUCAAGUCGUUGCGAGAAUGAUCGAUUCACUAAAAGACUUUAUACCACCACUGUCUUCAGCCAAACACAAGGGUGAAAUGGGCCGUCUUGCUGUUAUCGGAGGUUCUAAAGAAUACACUGGAGCACCCUACUUUUCGGGCAUUAGUGCAUUGCAUUGUGGUGCCGAUCUUGUACACGUUAUAUGUGCUGAAGCAGCUGCACCAGUAAUAAAAACCUAUAGUCCCGACCUGAUUGUUCAUCCAGAUCUAGAUAGUAAUUACGAUGAGACAAAAAAGUGGAUUGACCGGGCACAUGCUGUUGUCGUCGGACCUGGUUUGGGCUUAGGUUCUAAUAUAGACAUCGCCACCAAGAUGGUCGCUUAUUGUUCUGGACAAAAACCUCUGGUUAUUGAUGCGGAUGGUCUGUAUAUUGUCACGCAAACUCCUCAGCUAGUUCGGGAGAAAAAGACUGUGAUACUUACACCAAAUGUAGUGGAAUUUGGACGUCUAUAUACGGCGGUGCUCGGCUGCAAUCCGGGCAGCGGUACCACGGAAGUAGAAAAGCUUGCAAAAGCAAUGGGGGGCGUUACCAUUGUUCAGAAAGGACCAACUGAUGUCAUUUCCAAUGGAGAUACGACCGUGGUAUGUCAAGAACCAGGUUCACCCAGGCGUUGUGGAGGUCAAGGUGAUCUUUUAUCUGGUGCUGCAGUGACUUUCUUCAAUUGGUUUCAUCAAGCUCAGGCAAACAAAGGCCCUUUGCCAUUUCCGGUUGGUGUGGGCGCCUCCUUAGCUGCGUGUGCCCUAACCAGACGUUGUUCCCAUCUGGCGUUCACCAAAUAUGGUCGUUCCAUGGUUACGGCGCACAUGAUUCCAGAGAUUCAGCAUGCGUUCCAGCAGUUAUUUGGGUGAAACCAGGAAACCCUGUCUCCUUCAGAUGGAACUUUUCUCUGUAUGGGUGGCCCAUAUUUAUAUCUCCGCAUCAGUUUUGAAAGACCUGUGACCUGUUUUAGAUCACAACAAUGUCUUAAUGUGAUUUAUCACAGCUCAGCACUUUGUCUGGUUUUCCUCUUUUAAGACUUUCUUAUUUAGAAUUAGAUUUUGA